UAUUGUUUGCUGAGAAACUGAAUUGGUUUUCUUUUCCCAUUAUUUUAAUGGAGAAAGUUAUAAACUUUGUUCUGUUCUAUGGCAUUUUGUGAGAAUUCUUAAAGACCUAUUUCUUGAUAUUUCAAAUAUUAUGUUUAAAAUCACUUUAUAGAAGGAGCUUUCGGUUGGAGAGCGAUUUGAAACAAACACUUGCAUUGAUUGAGAGUAAAAAAUUUGUUGGUGUCGCUUAAAAUCUUAAGGGAUUUUCUUUGUUUCUCUCUUCAGAUAACGUACGCUUGAUUACAAUUAUUCAUUGUGAGACAGUUCUGCUUUCUGAAUUGUAGUUAUUUCUACUAUUAGUUUUUAUUAUUUUUGUUACUUUGAAGACAAGGAUCAUUAUUUUACGUUGGUUUGUUGGAAACAAUAUACUCAUGAUUCCAUUACCAUGGAAACCGUCCUCUCAUUUAAAAAUUUAGCUCUCCAACCCUUCAAAGACCUCGUGGAUGCUGGUGCUCUCCAACCCUUCAAAGACCUCGUGGAUGCUGGAUCAUUUUUGCGCCUCUGUGGCUAUUUCAUGCGGUGGUUGCACGUUACCGGUUUUCCUUACCUGCUCCAUCAAUGCCCAAUGAUCGCCAUUGGGCACCAUCUCAUGCUGUAGUGGCAACUCCAUUGCUUGUUGCUUUUGAACUUCUCCUUUGCAUACGUCUUGAGAGAAAUUAUGUUGUCGACUUGAAGAUUGUUUUCCUGCCAUUGCUGAUCUUUGAAAUAGCAAUCUUGAUUGAUAAUAUAAGGAUGUGUAGAGCUUUAAUGCCUGGAGAUGAAGAAAGCAUGAGUGAUGAAGCAAUAUGGGAGACUCUUCCUCACUUCUGGGUUGCAAUAUCUAUGGUCUUCUUCAUUGCUGCAACAAUAUUCACUCUACUGAAGCUAUGUGGUGACGUGGUAGCUCUUGGAUGGUGGGACUUGUUUAUAAAUUACGGAAUUGCAGAGUGCUUUGCCUUUCUAGUUUGUACGAAAUGGUAUAAUCCUGCAAUUCAUAGGGAUUCACAUAUUGGAGGGUCUGGUUCUUCAAUGACUAUCACAUAUAUUGACUGGAACAGAGGCUUGGUAGUUUCUUCAGAUGAAGACCAAAAUCAGAAUAGCAGAAUGUGCAACCUGCAGGACAUUGGUGGACAUUUUAUGAAAAUUCCUUUUAUUGGUUUCCAGAUCAUGCUUUUUAUGCACUUAGAGGGUACGCCACCUGGUGCUAAAAAUAUCCCAUUUGCAGUUCUCUUUGCUCCACUUCUCACGGUGCAAGGAGCUGGGACUUUGUUUGCUGCAUAUAGAUUGUUGGAGAAAAUUGUUAUCUUACUACACGGUGGAGCUGGUUCCAGCACAUACUUAGCCAUUGUGUCAAAAGCUCGUGAUUUUCUUGGAUUUUUGCACCAUGGAACAAAGUUCCUGGGUUGGUGGUCGAUUGAUGAAGGAAGUAGAGAGGAGCAAGCUAGACUAUAUUAUGGUGGAAGUUCAGGGUACAACACAUUCUCACCGGACACUGUGAAGAGGAUGCCCAAAUCUGAACUUGUUGAGGAGAUUUGGAGACUGCAAGCUGCUUUAGGCGAGCAAACAGAAAUCUCAAAAAUUAGCCAGCAGGAGUGUGAAAGACUUCAAAAUGAAAAAAUACUCUGCAGAGUUUGCUUUGAGGAACAAAUUAACGUAGUCCUGCUUCCAUGCAGGCACCAUGUCCUUUGCAGUACUUGCUGUGAGAAGUGUAAAAAGUGCCCGAUCUGCCGUGUGGCGAUUGAAGAAAGAUUAGCUGUAUAUGAUGUGUAGCUCCACUAUAUUCCACAAGAUGGCGCCUGAAAGCUUCCUUGCUGCUCCGGGUUUUAGAUGAAGCAUGCAAAGAGAAGGUGGCAAUUGGGGGGGAAGGGUUGGUAGCACAUUGCUGCCACUUUCAGUUGUGCAAAAAUUUCAGUUGUGAAGUUGUCAUUAAUGCUGAGGUUCAAUCGUCAUGUGCAAAAUUCCUGUAGGAUAUUGACGUUUCAACAACAGAACUUUCAAGUAAAAUAUAAUUUGUCCAUCUA
Manihot esculenta (cassava) is the source of this 2039-nucleotide messenger RNA. RefSeq lists its product as uncharacterized. The transcript is spliced from 14 exons. The record is from RefSeq and is a predicted model, not a curated record. NCBI's taxonomy places the organism in Eukaryota, Viridiplantae, Streptophyta, Magnoliopsida, Malpighiales, Euphorbiaceae. The coding region runs from base 598 to 1788 and encodes 396 amino acids.